Molecule: messenger RNA, 2015 nt
Organism: Acyrthosiphon pisum (pea aphid)
Lineage: Eukaryota; Metazoa; Arthropoda; Insecta; Hemiptera; Aphididae
Product: aspartate--tRNA ligase, cytoplasmic
Exons: 14
Coding region: 196-1818 (540 amino acids)
Biological process (GO): aspartyl-tRNA aminoacylation
Cellular component (GO): aminoacyl-tRNA synthetase multienzyme complex; cytoplasm; cytosol
Molecular function (GO): ATP binding; aspartate-tRNA ligase activity; RNA binding
Source: RefSeq, a predicted model, not a curated record
UAAGAACUGUGUGUAUAAUGAGAUACCUAGCCAGUUGUAACCUACGAACGUUUGUAAUUUUGUAUAGAGUGUAGAAACUUAUCUAUUUAUAAUUCAUAUUUUAAAUUUUAUUCUAUUUAAUACUUACUAACUAUACUAGGUUUUCUGACUUUGUUAUUUUGGUUGUCUGAUAUAAAUUUGAAUCAUCUGGACAAGAUGAACGGAAAUUCGUCUCAAAAUAAUGAAAGCUCUGUAAGCACACUAUCAAACUAUACUCAUCCUAGUGAGACUUCCAUUGACAAAGCAAAUACUAAUGAUCAGGAAUCUGGUAAAGACAUCUCUGUUGGAAAGUACGGUGUUUUAAAAAUGAUCCAAAGUUCAAAAAAUGUUUUAUAUAAUACAGAAUUUGUGCGUGUAAAAAACAUUAAGACUAAUUUAGCUGAUAAAAGUGUUUGGAUACGUGGGAGACUUCACACUAGUUAUGCCAGAGGAAAACAAUGUUUUAUGAUUGUCAGACAGCAGCAAUGGUCUAUUCAAGUGUUAGCUGUAGUAUCUGAUACUAUUAGUAAACAAUUUGUCAAGUUUUGUUCCAAUAUAACCAAGGAAUCUGUAGUAGACAUUAAAGGUAAAGUUGCAAGAACACCUUCUAAAAUUGGAUCGUGCUCACAGAAAGAUGUCGAAUUAUAUAUUGAAGAAUUGUGGGUUGUUAGUCAGUCUGCUGAUCAACUUCCUUUACUUCUUGAAGAUGCAUAUAGGCCAGUAAAUGGGGAUGAUAAGGAUGCAGAUAUUAGAGCCAACCUAGAUACUAAGCUUGAUAAUAGGGCGAUAGAUUUACGCACACCAGCAAAUCAAGCUAUUUUCCGCCUUGAAGCUGUUGUUUGUAAAUUUUUCAGAGAAAUACUCACUGCAAAAGGUUUUGUUGAAAUUUUUCCGCCAAGGAUUAAAAAUGCUGUAACUGGAAAUGGAACAAAUGUUUUCAAAAUAUCUUAUUUCAAAGGCUCUGCAUAUCUUGCUCAAUGUCCUACGUUCCAUAAUAUUAUAGCAAUUGCUGGUGACUUUGAAAGGGUAUUCACAAUUGGCCCAGUUUUUAGACCGGAAGAUAGCAACUCACAUAGACAUCUGACUGAAUUUACUAACUUAAAUUUAGAAAUGACUUUUAAACAUCACUACCAUGAAGUGGUUGAUGUUAUUGCUUCACUUUUUACUAGCAUAUUUAAAGGAUUACGUGAAAAACCCACCGCGGGGACACUCACUUGGACAAUUCAAAUCGAAAACAUCCAUCAACUUGAUAGUUAUCAAUCUGAAAUUAAAACAAUUUGCGAACAAUAUUCAGUUGAACCAUUUAAAUUCUUGGACCCACCUUUAAAACUUGAAUUUCCAAUGGCUGUUAAUAUGCUUCGCGAGAAUGGUGUUGAAAUGGGUGAUGAAGACGAUUUAUCAAUACCAAAUGAAAAAUUACUUGGACGUUUGGUCAAAGCAAAAUAUGAUACAGAUUUCUACAUUUUGGAUAAGUUUCCUCUUGCCAUACGAUCUUUUGAAACCAUGCCAGAUCCUGACUCAAAAGUUGGUUCUAAUUCUUAUGAUAUGUUUAUGAGAGGUGAAGAAGUUCUAACCGGUGGUCAGAGGAUACAUGAUUAUCAUUACUUAAUGAAAAGAGCUAAACAUUGUCAAGUUGAUAUUGAGAAGUUUGCAUAUUAUUUAGACGCUUUCCGGUAUGGGUGUCCACCUCUCGCUGGUGGUGGAAUAGGAUUGGAGAGAGUUGUUAUGUUGUACUUGGGCUUAGACAACAUAAGAAUUGCAUCAAUGUUUCCUCGUGAUUCUAAGAGACUUACUCCGUGAUUAAAUUAUACUUUAUACAUUUUUUUAUUUUAUUAUUACUUUUUUUUUUUUUUAAUAAAGUAUGUUAACAAUUAUAGGGAUUCGAUACCGUGUUUUUCUGUUUUUGUCUAACACACACGCGACAUAGGACUUUAUACUGGUUCUUUGCCAAACAUACCAAUUGAUCUAAUAAAGCGAUAAGAAUUCUAAAAACAGAU